CCGCGAUUGUUUGUUCUUUUCAACAAACUUCUCACUGAACGUUGAUUUACUCUAGCAUUGCUUUCUACUAUAAUAGCACCAGUAUAAUCAUGGCUGCAGACAGUGUUCCGGCUGCAGAACCACAGUUUGCCCAUCAAAAGACCAAGGAGGAGCGCGCCUUUGUUUGGCGUCUCGACGUCUUCCUCCUCACCUUUGGCUGUAUUUCUCAGAUCAUCAAAUAUCUCGAUCAGUCCAACAUUAGCAAUGCCUACGUCUCUGGUAUGAAGGAGGACCUCAACCUCACAGGCAACGAGCUAAACUACUUCACUACUUGGUUCAACGUCGCGUACUGUCUCAUGCUUAUCCCGUCGCAAAUCAUCAUGACCUACGUCCGCCCAAGCUGGUGGCUGCCCUCUGUCGAGAUUGUCUGGGGUGUCAUUACCGGCCUCAUCGCCAUCACAUCCAACGCCAACCAAGUCUACGUCCUGCGCGUCUUCCUCGGCCUCUGCGAAAGUGCCGCGUAUCCUGGCAUGAUUACCCUCUUCAUGGCUUGGUACACCCCGCUUGAGAUGGCCAAGCGUAUCGGCUUUUACCACUCGUGCCAAGCCAUCGGCGGAAUGUUCUCCGGCGCUCUUCAAGCCGCUAUUGUGAGCACCAUUGACAACCACAACGGCAUUGCUGGCUGGCGCUGGCUUUUCAUCGUCAAUGCGCUCAUUACUGUCGUCUGGGGCAUUGCUGGCUACUUUAUGAUUCCUGAUUUCCCACAGAAGCCCAACCCAUGGGCGUUCUGGUUUAAGGCAUCGUACGGCGAACAUGCGAGAGCCCGCUUGGCCAGAACCAACAGAACCGACACCAAAAAGAUGACGUGGACUGGUGCCAAGCGCGUCUUUACUGGCUGGAUGGCAUAUACCAUUGGCAUUCUCUACAUUGCCAUGGUGCUCGGAGUUUCUGGAAACAACUACUUUGGCUUGUUCCUGAAAUGGGUCAAGAAUGCGGAUGGCACUCCGCGAUGGAGCAAGGCUGAAGUCAAUGCAAUCCCUAUUGCCGCGUCAGCUAUUACUGUUGCAACUGGUUGGAUGUGGGCAUACAUGUCCGAUAUGAUGCAGACUCGAUGGACGCUCAUUGUUGCUCAAGCCGCGAUUGCGAUGAUUGUUGGUGUCAUGAUGACUGUAUGGACCACACACCCCGACACAACGUCUAUUGGCACUGCGUACGCCGGCAACUUUAUCAUCAAUAUUGCUCUCGGCACAGCGCCACUCAUCUGGUCGUGGCUCUCGGAUCUCCUCCCUAAUGAUCCCGAAGGCCGAACGCUCAUUGUCGGCGCAUCUAUUGCCGGAUACUACGCCAUUUCCGCGUGGAGCCAAGUGCUUCUGUGGCCUGCAAGCCAAGCCCCUCUCUACAAAUAUGGCUGGCAGUCGUCAAUCGCCCUAUUGGCUCUUGUUAUCAUCUUGACUGUCCUACUGCGCGUCGUUGACGUGCGAGUCCUUCGGCCCAAGAGAAUUGCGAACGCAACUGGUACUACUACUGUCGAAAACUUGGGUAAAGGGGACGACGUGGCAGUUAAAGUCAGUGAAACGUAA
This is a messenger RNA of [Torrubiella] hemipterigena, 1559 nucleotides long. The record is from the annotation of a GenBank genome assembly. Lineage: Eukaryota; Fungi; Ascomycota; Sordariomycetes; Hypocreales; Clavicipitaceae.